AGUCUUCUGUGCACUGGGAGCAGCUCUCCUGCCGCAGCCCCUCAUCCCCUGAAAAUGUAUACCUGUGCAAAGUUCGUCUCCUCCCCCUUCUUGGUCAGGAGCACCUCUCAGCUGUUGAGCCGAUCACUGUCUGCAGUGGCACUAAAACCACCAGAGACACUGACAGAUGAGAGCCUCAGCAGCUGGGCAGCCCCACGUCCCCUGACCUCACUUAUUCCUAGCCGCGGUUUCCAAACCAGCGCUGCUUCAAGGGACAUCGACACAGCAGCCAAGUUCAUUGGGGCUGGGGCUGCCACAGUUGGGGUGGCUGGUUCUGGGGCUGGAAUUGGGACUGUGUUUGGGAGCCUCAUCAUUGGUUAUGCCAGGAACCCCUCUCUGAAGCAGCAGCUCUUCUCCUACGCCAUUCUGGGCUUUGCCCUCUCGGAGGCCAUGGAGCUAUUUUGCCUGAUGGUGGCCUUUCUCAUCCUCUUCGCCAUGUGAAGGAGCCGUCUCCACCUCCCAUAGGUCUUUUUCCCGUGUCACGUCUGCCCUGUAUGUUCCUUUUCCUAUACCUCCCCAGGCAGCCUGGGGAAAGUGGUUGGCUCAGGGCUUGACAGAGGGAAGACAAAUAAAUACUGUAUUAAUAAGAUAAAAAAAAAAAAA
Neofelis nebulosa (Clouded leopard) is the source of this 642-nucleotide messenger RNA. RefSeq names its product ATP synthase F(0) complex subunit C2, mitochondrial-like. Gene Ontology annotation, biological process: proton transmembrane transport; proton motive force-driven ATP synthesis. The transcript has a single exon. Gene Ontology annotation, molecular function: proton transmembrane transporter activity. The record is from RefSeq and is a predicted model, not a curated record. Lineage: Eukaryota; Metazoa; Chordata; Mammalia; Carnivora; Felidae. The coding region runs from base 55 to 480 and encodes 141 amino acids.